Solenopsis invicta (red fire ant) is the source of this 9400-nucleotide messenger RNA. It is a transcript of the gene trc, whose product is annotated as serine/threonine-protein kinase tricornered. The transcript has 12 exons. Gene Ontology annotation, biological process: peptidyl-serine phosphorylation; intracellular signal transduction. The record is from RefSeq and is a predicted model, not a curated record. NCBI's taxonomy places the organism in Eukaryota, Metazoa, Arthropoda, Insecta, Hymenoptera, Formicidae. Bases 1846 to 3675 code for a protein of 609 amino acids. Gene Ontology annotation, molecular function: protein serine/threonine kinase activity; ATP binding.
UCGCGCCGCGGUCGGUUCGCGGUGACGAGGUAGUGGAGAAAAAGAGAGAGAGAGAGAGAGAGAGAGAGAGAGAGAGAGGGAGAGAGGGGCACGACGAGGUUGGUACGUUUAGAGCGGCGCUGAGGGAAGCGACGUUUGGCCGCGCGGAGUCUAUCGCGAGGCCUCGAGGAGUGAGCCGAGCGAGUGAGCGAGCGAUUCCGGUCUUCGUGGUACUCGCGUCUACGUCGUACGCGCGGGUGGACGCGCGAAGUGCAAUACGAGGCGAGAAAACGUGUCCUUCGAGAUGAGAAUUGCGCAACCGGCGCUCUCUCUUCGUCGUCCUCGUGCCCUGCCUGGAUGAGUUUAAAGCGUGCUUUCGCGAGUGUGAUUUUGAUUUCGCCAGCUAUAUCAGUGAGGUGUUUGCGACCGUGACUGUUCCUCAUCGUGGAGACGUGUACAGUGAAAUUCCACGACGAACCGGAAUUCGUCCCUACGUGUUUUCUCGUCCGCGUCGUCGCGCGAGAGAUAGACGCGCGGGUCGGCUGAGCGAACACGACCGGCGUAUCGCAACCGCCGGCGGCCGCGCCGUUGUCCGGAGUCGGUCGGCACGUACCGUCUGCUCGCGUUCAGGGCGAAUGAACUGCGCACCGGCGAUGAUGGUUCUCCGCAGCGCGGCGAUGCGCGAGUAAUGAGGGAGCUGCGUGAUCGACCGAGCACGACCGGCGGUGGAUCGAGAGAAGGAGAGAGGAGAGAAAGAGAAAGAGAAAGAAGGAGAAAUUAUAUGCAUAUAUAUGUGUCUAACCUCGACCUCCAAGUGUCGGCUGUUGUGCGGUAGCGUGCGGCACGACGUCGUGGUCACGCCACGCGCAUAGACGAGUGUUGUUAGACGGUGCUGGACGCGCGUCGCAUUAACGUGAGCUUUCGUGAUGAACGGGAUUUGCAGCAGGCUUACUUUGUAAAGCUGCAGCCCAGUGGAAACCGAGUACCUUGUAACGUACCAAAUAGCAAAACCUGGCCUACGUGCAAUAAUUUCCCCUCCCUCUUCGAUUCGAUUCGAUUUCGCUUAACGGAUCUGUCCUAAGGAAGUUUAAUCUCGCGAUAGAGGAAGAUCCGGAAUUAAUUGGAGAACCGUCGGGAGAGAACCUCGUGUGCAAUCAGUCGCAAGCUCAACAAGUGGAACACCGUCGCUCGUCUCAUAGCUGAUUCCGCUAAAACCGCUUCCACCGGAUUAUCUGCGGAAACGGAAUCUUAGAUGUUACACGCGCGGUUCGCAAGUUCCGAAGCACUGCGCGCUCCUCUCCGCGGUCCUGUCCCGAUCGAUUUCGUGGCACCGGCUUGUACGUUAAACGCGCAACAAGUUGAAGAAGAUAGAGCACGUGGUGAGCGCAGCGCGCUCGGAUCAAUUAAAGCGUCCGUCCUUGCGUAAGACUUGGCAACGCGCCCGCGCGCGCGCUACAAGCGAUAACAUUUGGUCUUCGCUGAUAAGGAAUUUGCGCGAGCGAGCAGACAAUAGAUCGCUGGAGCGGUCAGUCGACGAAUCGCGCGCGCUCGACGCGAUGCGCUAGAAUUCUCGUGAAAAGCUUGAUGCUUCGAACGUGAAUAUUUUGCCCGCCGCCGGUUCCGCGCAUCGCGACAUCGAACUCGCGGGUCUGAGUUCUGCGCGGAGUUCCGAGAAUAUUUCCGAUACGAUCGUCUUUGAAGUUUCGCGACAGCGCAACGUUGCUCAAGGUGUCGAUGCGAGAGCGUACUUAAAGAGUCUUCGUCGAAGGCAAGAAGCGGGGGAAUCCAGGAAUUCCCCUCCCUCCCUACCUCCCUCCGGAAGAGAGGGCUUGAUUAUUAGUGCGGCAGGGCGGCAAGCAGCUUUGAAUGACCUUCGUAUUCUGCGGCUUCGUCUUCGACUCGUCCGACGAGAAGACGAGACAAAUGCCGGUCGCUUCGGAGGACUGGGUGCCCCACCCGGGCGCCAAGAUAACCAGUUCCAUCACCACCGUCAAGGGUGCCACCAUACAGAGCACGACGACGGCCUGGAUGUCGCCCUACAGCAGGACGGCGCCGCCGGAUCGCGGAGGGUCCAAUAAUAAUAACAACAAUAACAACAACGGUGUAGUUAUUUUGGAUGGCUGCAGACCGCCGGCGGCCACGACGGCCAGGCGGUUCUUCAGGUGGUUCAGCAGACUGGGACAGCCGCCGAUCGGCAAGACAGGUGAGUGCAAUGACCAACUACAAUCGGGGCGCCGCCUGCCCAUGUGUCAGUAUGCUCUGGUGCCGGAAAGAAUCGUCCACGAAAUGGGGGUGUUGGAGAUGGCGGCCACCGAGAGCACGAUCCGAUUUAGCGGUCACACGUUGGACAAAGCGACCAAGGCCAAGGUAACGUUGGAGAACUAUUACAGCAAUCUGAUAGCGCAGCACAUCGAGCGGAAACAAAGGCUGGCGAAGCUCGAAGAGUCUCUCAAGGAUGAGGGUCUUUCCGAGCAGCAGAAGCAGGAGAAGAGGCUGCAGCAUGCCCAGAAAGAGACCGAGUUCCUCCGGCUGAAGCGAUCUAGGCUCGGCGUCGAGGAUUUCGAGCCUCUCAAAGUUAUCGGCAGGGGAGCAUUCGGCGAGGUGAGACUCGUGCAGAAGAAGGAUACCGGACAUGUGUACGCGAUGAAAAUUCUUCGGAAGGCGGAUAUGCUCGAGAAGGAGCAAGUCGCGCACGUCAGAGCGGAGAGGGACGUUCUCGUAGAAGCGGACCAUCAGUGGGUCGUGAAGAUGUACUACAGUUUCCAGGAUCCUAUAAAUCUCUAUCUAAUAAUGGAGUUUCUUCCUGGCGGUGACAUGAUGACGCUGCUCAUGAAGAAGGACACGCUUUCCGAGGAGUGCACGCAAUUUUAUAUUUCCGAAACGGCGUUAGCAAUCGACUCCAUACACAAAUUAGGUUUUAUUCAUAGAGACAUCAAACCAGACAACCUGUUGCUGGAUGCACGGGGUCACAUAAAACUUUCUGAUUUUGGGCUGUGCACGGGUUUGAAGAAAUCACAUAGGACCGAUUUCUACCGAGACCUGAGUCAAGCGAAACCUUCCGAUUUCAUGACAUCAUGCGGGAGUGGAAGUGGCGGCGCAAUGGACAGCAAAAGAAGAGCCGAGAGCUGGAAGAGAAACAGGAGAGCGCUGGCUUACAGCACGGUGGGUACUCCAGACUACAUCGCGCCGGAAGUGUUCUUACAAACAGGUUAUGGACCGGCUUGCGACUGUUGGUCCCUGGGAGUCAUUAUGUACGAGAUGCUUAUAGGAUAUCCACCAUUCUGUAGCGAGAAUCCCCAGGAGACGUAUAGAAAAGUAAUGAACUGGCGAGAAACGUUAGUGUUCCCGCCGGAAGUUCCCAUUAGCGAAGAGGCUAAGGAUACCAUUAUCAGAUUUUGCUGCGAAGCCGAUAGAAGAUUAGGGGCGCAAAGAGGCAUCGAAGAGCUCAAGUUGGCGCCUUUCUUCCGCGGUGUCGAUUGGGAGCACAUCAGGGAACGGCCAGCCGCUAUACCGGUCGAGGUGCGAUCCAUUGACGACACGUCGAACUUCGACGAGUUUCCAGACGUAAAAUUAGAGAUACCGUCCGCGCCGAUGCCACAGGACGGCGAGGUAAUAUACAAGGACUGGGUAUUCAUUAAUUACACCUUCAAGCGCUUCGAGGGUCUGACACAACGGGGCACACCGACCAAGAAAUAGCAACCCCUCACUUCCUGCUCGAUCAACAGCACCGUCGCUAAUCAGCAACCAGCUGACGUGAUCGAAAUUCCGGCCUUGGUACAUCAUCCUCAUCCGCCGUCGACGGCAAUGGUGUCGCGUACGGCGGAGGGCUGACCUGUCUCUUGGGCGCGGUUCAAGUAUCGGACACGAGUUAUUCUUAUUUGUAUAUACGUGAUGAGCACGGAUUGUCGCUGUCUAUGCGCGGCGUCAAUUACGGAUAUCGACAGUCGCGAGCGGCGACGAGCUCGGUCAGCCAAGCGGACAGGCAAGCAGGCGGAUGUGGGAGAGUACAGCGAUAAAGGUGCACAAUACACGAAUAUUGCACGCCUCGACGCGUGCGUCGAUAACGCGCGAUAAGGCGAUGCGAGCGAAGUCUUUCGUUGUGACUCACGGUGAUCCUCGUACGUAUCCCCGUCGAGAAGCAUUCUUCUUUACUCUUGUCGUGCCGCGGAGAAUGCGUUUUGUGCGAAACGUAGCAUAAUAAGCUCUCUGUGGUAAUGGUAUUAAACGGAAACAAUCGGAGGGAGAGUCGGCCCCGUGAUUCUCACUACUUCUUUUUUAUCUAAGCGACGCGCGUGUCAAUGAAAUUUUACUGUGCGAAAAUAUAUUUGUCGAACGUUUGGCUAAGCUCUCGAAUCAAGCUCUCUUUUUCUUUCUGUUCGAACGUUGUAUUUAUAAUUAACUCUCUGUGAUAUAUGAAGUUGUUGAAAAUAUCUGCUAUCUUCGGACCUUUUUGUCUGUUAGCGGAUGCUACGCUUUUAUUGAUGUUGUAUAUACAUAUAUAUAUAUAUACAUAUAUAUGUGUGAUUAAUCGUAUUUCGAUAUGUCUUAAAAAUUUAAAAGUUGUUGCAAUGGAAUUUUAUAAUAUUAUGUAUUUUUGUGCUACUUUUGAGAGCUUGGAUUCGUUCACAAAACUAGGGGAAUUAUUGACAAAAUUAAUGACACGCGCGCGAAGCUAUUCGUAUAUAUAAAAAAAAUUCCAAUAUAUUUUACAUAUUUUAUCAUUGUGAACUGAGCAUUAUGGAAUGGUAUACUUUCGGCACCGGGUCUCUCUCUUUCUCUAUCUCUCUUUCUCUUGUAAGGCAAUAAUAAACAUUUAGCUGUGUGUGAAUACACAAUAAAGGAUGCUAGGUUUUAAAAGACACCGUAAAAGGCGUAAGAAGGGAGAAAGAAAGAUUACAUUUGUAAGAUUCAGGGCUCCUUCGUUGCCUUAUUAAGGUUCCUAACAGACAGCCCAACAAAUCCGUACGUUUAAACGAAAGAGAUGAGCCAGACAUGCCACUACUUUGAUGGAAAAACGGUAAGGAAAUAGCGAGUGUGCUGCGACGAUGUGUAGAAAAUCGUACACGCACACACACGCCCGUGUAUUUUAACACUUGAUAGAACCGAAUACCUUUUCUUUCGAUCGCACUGUGAACAAUUUUACGAUUUACAUUUCGUAGUUUUGCUGACAACCAGGGCACCUUGGUAAUAAAAUAGCGUAAUAACGAUAAAGACUAGAUAACAUUUAAGAUAACAAACAUACAUACAUACACACAGAAGUACCUAUACGUUAAACAAAGGAAAUGCACGCGUGCGCGUUCGAAAACGUAAUAUUGCGUUUUGGAUAAUAUAGUACAUGUAUAAAAAGAAAAAUUUUCAACGCUCCUUCCACGUAACGUUCUGGCGUGUUUUCACUUAGUAAUCACGCAAUCACGCUGUACUGUAUAUUCGACGAAGAGAUUAGUUUCGUACGACUACUCCGCCUGCGCAUGUAUCUUAAUGCCGUUUACCGAAUGAAAUCUUCAGGUAGUUUAAAUAAAGCAGAGAUCGCCUAGAUGUACUACCAGUUAAGUCAGUACUUUAAACGAAGAGGAAAAAAAAGAAGAAAAUUUUCACCCGCGAAUAAAGCUAGUAGAAAAAAAAAAGAAAUGUGAAAACUAUUUUCUGCACUAUGCUAGAGGUUAAAUCGAUGAUGAGUGUAACGUAAGCGGGAAAAAGUUAAGGAGUUACGGAAUACUUUUAGUCUCUCCUUGUCGCCAUUGAGUACAGAUGCUCUGACGUCCAUGCUACUAAAGUAAAGAAAAGAAAAAAACGAAGAAGUAAUUGCAAUUUAUUUAUUUAAAGAGAAAGUCUAAAUAAAUGAUACAACAAUAGCCACGAGAUGCCUUUGACGCAACAAGUUUCGGUGCCCUGGAACAGUGCAUAUAUAUAAAUAUACAAGUAUAUAUGUAAAAAAAAGUAUAUAUAUACAUAGAGAUACCUUUUAGCAGAAAGAGAGGGAAGUGUAAUAUGCGCUAAAUUUAGGUGUUGAAUUAUAGGUGUGCUCUGAAUUUUGAAGUCAGGUGGGUGUACAUUUUUUCUGUGUUUUUUUUUUGUUUUCGAAAACGAGAGAGAGGGAACGAGCGUAUUAUAAUAUAGCGGGAUGGUGACGAGAUGUAUGUACGCGCACGUAUCGAGUUACUACAUAUUUGAUGUAAAACGUAAUUCUGAGGACACGUGAGAGGGAAAUCUCUAAGUAGACUUAACGGUAUUGAUUGUCGAUGUACACUGUAAAUACUGACGAGGCAACUAAAUAUUAUUAAGAGCAAGGCAGUUUGAGCUCCGGUGUUUAAUUGGUUACCGCUGUACUGCCAUCCUCGACUUUUUAUUAUUGUAUAUCGCGCAUGAUGAAUCGCAUUACGGGUGUGUUAAACGUACGGUAUAUCAUCCAAUUUCACGUUUUUGCUCGUGUUUAUGCUAGUGUUCUUAUCAUUGUACGAAUACUGAUUAGUUGUUACUUUUACAGUUUAAUUUAAAUGAAAGAAACCGCGAUAGAUCUCUCCUAGCUAAUUCUACUAACUAGGUGUUAAGUUACUUUUUUUCGGCAAGGAGCCUCUUUUUUUUCUUUCUUUUCUCUCGCCGAAUAGGAAUCGUUUCCGACGCUAUCGAUGAUUACACGUUCGGAGAUUUCGUUUCCUAUAUUCACGUCUUUUGUCUCAUUUGUAGCUAUCAUGUUUUUAAAUCCGAUCAUGUGAUUCCUUUCUACCACGAUAUAUAGGAUUCUCGGAUUAUGUAAUAUCAUGCGUAUACGAUUAAUCACACGCACACGCACGUAUAUCGGCCGCAUAUAGCAAGGCGAAACAAUUAAUUUCUUCGCGUUCAAAUAACGAGUGGAGCAGUUUUUUUUUUAAUUUUAUCGAUACAUUUAAGCCUGGAUGAGUAAUGUGUCAAAGUUACAAAUAUUGAGAUCCAUAUCGAAUAAAAUUUACACAUGAGAUUAUUUUAGAAAGACUUUUUGCUGAAGUUGCUAAAGCCGUGAGCGCGCGCAGAUGAAAAUUCUCUCCCAAAAAUGAAGCGUUAACUCUUUCCAUUGAAAUGUAAAUAAUUAGUGUUGUUUGUCAACACAUUUAUAAAAACUAUGAAUAGAACAAACAUGAUAUAGUCAUUCUAUAAAAAAUUAAGUUGAGUUGAUUAGGAUUCAAGUAUUGUCUAAGUAUUGUUUCUAGACACAGACAGAAAAUUGAAUUAUUUUUGCAUGAAAGGAAUUUUGACAGACGCGCUAAUUUGAGGCAGGUAAGUAAACAAAAAAAUCGGCAAUGUACAAAUGCUAGUGCUGAUAAUGUAUUCUGUAUUGACUAUAUAUUUUGCUAUUGCAGUUUAGACAAAUGAUAAAAAAAGCAAUGACCUAGUGAUUGUUUUAUUGAGAUUACGAGUAAUAACUCAGUUAUCUUAAAUCGAACAUGAUCAUCUAAAACUGCAAGGAUUAGCGCUGCUGAUCUGACGAUAUGAAAGCCACUUCUCGGAUGAGUUGUUUCUAUUACUUGUAAUCUAUUACAUUUUGCAUAUUACUCAUCCAGGAUCACGGAUUGUAUCGCGCGCGAUAUUGAUCCUUCAAUUGCCUCGUAGCGCGAAAUAACGAUUUGCGCAAAGUGCUCUUGGAUAAAUAUUUCGUUGCACUUAUCAUUUUACAACGCGUAAGACUAGAACUGCGGAUUGAGGCGUAACGAAGUUUAAGAAAAGAACGUUCUCGUACUUUAAGUAUUGUACAUAGUACAUAAUAAUGACAAAACGGAACAUUCAGAAAAAGCGGAAAAAAGUUAAAAAAUUCUACGCUUAAAUAUGUAUAAUUUGCACAAACCUACUUAUUAUAAAUGCCAGAUAUGGAAUAGCUGCUGUAUUUAUUUAAACCAUAAUGACUGUAGAUAGCUAGAAAGAAUCAUUAGAAUUAUAUCAGAUUCGUAUUAGAAAUAUAUAGCUUCCAAUAGAAAUAUGCGAAUCUGGAUUUUGUGAUACCGAAACGAAUCAAAUCGAAUCUUAUCUUAUUCGAUUCGUAUUCGAAUAUUUUGCACAUCUCUAGCUUUUAACAUAAAAAUUCGCGACGUCUAGAAAACAUUAUCUUUUUUCCAAAUUUUAUCUUCUCCUUAUUCUUUAUUCUAUCUUAUUGUCACGUCUCGUUACGCUCAUCCGCAUUCUACGCAAACCGUUAGGUCGCGUGUGAGCCACUUAAAUCGUCCCGAAGCGCAUUGCCGAAGAGUCGAAAUAUCAGCACAUUUUCGCUUGAAAGUAACGGAAACAAAUACGUGUAUUGACAAUCGUGUGAACCAAACGAAUUUCUUAUGCGGGAAUACGAGUGUUAUCUGUCACUGUAACUACGCGACUAUUCCGUAUCAGCGUGGUUUAAUUCGUUUCGUUGUCGUUUUGUACAGUCAUCUAGCUGAAUUUUAUAAGCCUUAUACUUCGUAUAGCAUUUAUUAGGUAGAAGCUCUUAACAAUUAAUCCUGUUCAAGUGUAGUAAUAGUAGACUCUUAGACGGCCAGUUCCGCGUGUCGUAAGUCUACGGUGACUAGAUAACAUCAUCAUAGUACAAACGAGUGCAGUGAUGCUGCAAUGCUCCUUUUGAAUUCCUAAAUGGGCAACAUUAAUACGAAAAAGAGAAAUAGUCUCAGUUUCGGAAAAUAUUUUGAAAACUCAUACAUAUACCUGGAUAUCAUUAAUAUGAUUAUAUUCAAUUUAUAAUUAAUUCGUUAAAAAAUAUCAUCUCUUUCUAGAAAGUACUUAAGAGUUACGUUCAGUAAUGAAAAUGGACAAAUCUGUAUAGAUUCCUAUUAAUUAAUAAUACUAAUAAUUUAUUAUGAAUAUAUCAUUAAUUUGUUAAUAGUUAAAUAUUAAGAAAUAAUUUUCAAUAUUUGUUACAAAUGUAUUUAUAUUUGAUAAUCUAGUAAACAUUAUAAAAGUUAUAAAUUUUUUUUUAAUUAUUGCACUAUAAAUUACAAUAUUCUCUUAAAUAUUGUCGUAUUAUUUUCUUUUUAAAAAAACUUCAGGAGCCCAUUUUUCGAUUUCAACACAAAGAUGAAAAAGUACAAACACAUUUUGCGCAAUUAUUGCACUCGAUUGUACAAGGAUAUAAAUUUAUACACCACAAUGUCCGACCGUUCCGUUGUAUUUAGCGUUUGCCGUGUAAGAUUCGUGAUUAUUUAGAAACAAUUAUAUCAAGUAAAUCAUCGGCUAUUCGUUUCGGGAACGGAGAAAGAAGACCGGAACAUAAAUUACACACGGACGCAUGACGGACGAGGUAUAUCGACUGCGGAUAUUUUAUAGUAGGUUUGUGAUUAAAUCAAGGAAUUAUUGUCGAAUGGUCCGAGAUAAAAUAAAAAACGAUGUAUAAAAAAAAGAGAAAUAUUGCUUUCCACACGCAGAAUAUACUAUUGUAAUUAUGUCGUUAAUAAAUUGUUUUUUAUUUUAA